Annulohypoxylon truncatum is the source of this 3551-nucleotide messenger RNA. Its product is annotated as beta-lactamase-like protein. The coding region runs from base 467 to 2968 and encodes 833 amino acids. NCBI's taxonomy places the organism in Eukaryota, Fungi, Ascomycota, Sordariomycetes, Xylariales, Hypoxylaceae. Gene Ontology annotation, biological process: mRNA 3'-end processing by stem-loop binding and cleavage. Gene Ontology annotation, cellular component: mRNA cleavage and polyadenylation specificity factor complex. The transcript has 5 exons. The record is from RefSeq and is a predicted model, not a curated record. Gene Ontology annotation, molecular function: 5'-3' exonuclease activity; RNA endonuclease activity; RNA binding.
GCCUCGACGUGCAAUCAUUCAACUUGGUCCAAGCGUUUUUAAUCGGAUCAAAUAAAUUCCGUGGCUUUCUUAGUUAAUGUUUGACUGUGAGCCUCAUCUUGACUUUUUCUAGGCCGCUGGGUUCCACCAAGAAACCUUAGAAAGAGGUACCCACUCAAACGCGCCGCGUUUAAUUCAAUUAACCUAGCCGCGUUACGUACCAAACUUCCGAACUUCCAACUUCAACCUCCAAUCAACCUUUCUCUAUCUCUCUUCAAUCCUCUUCCUAUCAACAAUUGAUAAUUGGCUAGGUACAAUACACAUACCUUGAAGUCUCCGCCAACCCCUCGUUUUCUUCCUACUAUGCGACCCGUCUUGAGAUGCCUACUGUGUAAUUGUAUCUGAGCUCCAUUGGCAAUACACGCUUUGCAACAAACGAGCGCAGCUCCGAUAUCAUUUUUCAACCGCCACAGGUAUUUUAGAGAUCAUGGCAUCUAAGCGCAAGGCCUCGGCAAUGGCUACGACUGCCGAUGAAGAGCCUGUAGAUCCUUCUGAUGAGUUAAUGUUCCUAUGCUUGGGAGGUGGAAAUGAAGUCGGUAGAUCAUGCCAUAUCAUACAAUACAAAGGAAAGACUGUCAUGCUUGAUGCUGGCCAACAUCCCGCGUACGAUGGUCUUGCCGCUCUUCCCUUCUUCGAUGACUUCGACUUAAGCACUGUCGAUGUGCUCCUAAUUAGCCAUUUCCACAUAGACCAUGCCGCGUCUCUACCUUAUGUUUUAGCGAAGACCAACUUCAGAGGCCGAGUCUUCAUGACGCAUCCGACAAAAGCUAUCUACAAAUGGCUCAUCCAAGACAGUGUCCGAGUUGGCAAUACUUCCUCGAAUCCUACGUCACAGCCCGUAUACACAGAACAGGACCAUCUAAACACCUUCCCUCAGAUCGAGGCUAUCGACUAUCACACCACCCACACCAUCUCAUCUAUCCGGAUUACUCCAUAUCCCGCUGGUCAUGUGCUAGGCGCUGCCAUGUUCCUCAUAGAGAUUGCGGGGCUGAACAUCUUUUUUACCGGAGACUACUCUCGCGAACAAGACCGACAUCUCGUCUCCGCUGAAGUCCCUAGAGGCAUUAAGAUCGACGUGCUUAUUACUGAAUCAACAUACGGAGUAUCAACACAUGUUCCUAGAUUAGAGAGGGAGCAAGCGUUAAUGAAAUCCAUUACUAGUAUCCUAAACCGAGGCGGACGGGUCCUGAUGCCAGUGUUCGCUCUAGGUAGGGCACAGGAGCUGCUGUUGAUCCUGGACGAGUACUGGGGUAAGCACUCAGAAUUCCAGAAGAUUCCUAUCUAUUAUGCAAGUAACCUUGCCCGAAAAUGUAUGGUCGUAUACCAGACCUACGUCGGCGCCAUGAACGACAACAUCAAGCGUUUGUUCAGAGAGCGGAUGGCCGAAGCAGAAGCUGCGGGAGAUGGUGCGGGUAAAGGCGGUCCGUGGGAUUUCAAGUAUAUCAGAUCACUGAAAAACCUCGAUCGAUUCGACGAUGUCGGUGGCUGCGUUAUGCUUGCGAGUCCCGGUAUGCUACAGAACGGAGUCAGCAGAGAACUGCUAGAGAGAUGGGCGCCGAAUGAAAAGAACGGUGUUAUCAUCACAGGUUACAGUGUCGAAGGCACUAUGGCGAAACACAUUGUUCAGGAACCGGAUCAAAUCCAAGCUGUCAUGUCAAGGAAUCUCAACGCAGUCAGGAGAGCACCUGGCGGCGACGGUGAGAAAGUCAUGAUACCUCGAAGAUGUAGUGUCGCCGAAUACUCCUUCGCUGCUCAUGUUGACGGCCAAGAAAACAAGGAGUUCAUCGAAGAAGUCGCAGCUCCUGUGGUGAUUCUGGUCCAUGGCGAACAGCACAACAUGAUGCGGUUGAAAUCGAAAUUGCUAUCUCUUAACGCGAGCAAGGCAGACAAAGUCAAGGUUUACAGCCCGAGGAAUUGUGAAGAAUUGCGAAUCCCAUUCAAGACGGAUAAAGUAGCCAAGGUUGUUGGCAAGCUGGCAUCCAUACCCCCUCCCAAGCAGUUGCCUACGCCUGACGACCAAACCACGGAAUUGAUCGCCGGAGUUAUAGUGCAGAACGACUUCAAGAUGUCGUUGAUGGACCCGGAAGACUUGCGGGAAUAUGCGGGUCUGACAACGUCGACAAUCGCAUGCCGGCAACGAUUUACAUUAAGCGCUGCUGGCAUUGACCUUAUCAAAUGGGCAUUGGAGGGCACGUUUGGUGAUAUCGAGGAACUUCCGGAGACAAAGAACCGCAAGGAAAACUAUGAUGCCGAAGCAAAUGGGAAUGGCAAGAUGCCUGACGCCGACGAGGAAGUUGCACAAUUGGUCGCGGCAUAUUUAGUCAUGGGCUGCAUCACGGUGCGGUAUCGCAACAACGGUGAGGUAGAAUUAGAGUGGGAGGGGAACAUGCUCAACGACGGCAUCGCGGAUGCCGUAAUGGCAGUUCUCUUGUCGGUAGAGAGCAGCCCUGCUGCUGUGAAGCGAUCCGCGAGCAAGAAUCCGCAUUCCCACGGGCUACCGGCCCGAAACCCCCACGCGAAUCUCACACCGGCGGAGCGGCUCGAACGCCUGUUUCUCUUCCUCGAGGCGCAGUUCGGGGUCGAUGCCCUGGCCCCCGUGGCAACUCCUAAGUUGCCGCCUCUAGUCAAGGACAAGAAGCCUAAGAAGUCGGAAGACGACGAUGACGAUGCUGCCUCGGACGCCUCUAUGGAGUUAUCGGACGAUGGUGAGGAAGAGGAACGGCUGCUGGAACUACGGCAGCAGACGGAGCUCGAACGGUUGCAUAAGAUUGGCAUCCCCGUGCCCGGAGUUACCAUCAAGGUAGACAAGAUGUUGGCUACGGUCUGGCUAGAGGAUCUAGAAGUUGAAUGCAACAAUAAGGCAUUCGCAGACAGGGUCAAGGCUGUCGUUGAACGGGCCGUUGAGGUAACGGCUCCUUUAUGGGGCUAAACAAUUAUACCUUGGGGUAGAUAGAUCCGCAGGGAAGACCAUACGGUCACUGCAUGCCUAGCUAUUAAUUGGGUUUGGGUGGUGGCGGGUUUAAAAGGGUAUACCGGGCCUGGCUAUAUCAGGUCUACACAGGCGCGCGCGAAUUCUGAUGGUGUUGAGGGGAGGCUCUACAAGCCUCAUUCCAUCCGAAGUUACGCGUUUCAUAAUGCCGACCUUCGAAAGACAUGGCCGAAUCAUCCGAUCAUCGUGCGAUCUCUCGAUCGCGAGUUAUACCCUCGAUAGGUAGAAUAAUGUGCAGAUGAUAAUAUGAUUAGAAGAGAAGGCGUAGACUAAAGGUAAUCACGCCGAAUUCAACGAAAAUAAGCCGAGUUAUAAUCCGUUUGACGGGUUUAGCAGAUUAUUGAAACCCCGGAUUGGUGAUAUUCUGCCUUGAUUGCAAAUCUCUCCCUAUACACCACCGAGGAUGAUGAUUGGGGUCACAUCUAUAAUGAAAGUGAGAUCUUAGGGAUCAUUACCAUACUAUCUACAUAAUAUACAAAGAGGAAUAGAUGAUUAUGCCCAGUUGAAUGCCUUAGGAGUACCU